AUCAGCUGGAUGCGUAAAGGAAAACGUAACGUAAUUCCGUGACAGCGCGUAACGGACGUAACUGUCGAACGUAUUUUAUUCGAAGAAUCCACGAUAAAAUGGGUCUUUUCCAGACUUCUUCGCCUUUCGACGCUGACGUCGAAAAGGCAACUAGCGAGAAGAAUAUAUCCGAAGAAUGGGGGAAGAUAAUGGAUAUUUGUGAUAAAGUAGGCACCUCUACUCAACAUGCAAAGGAUUGUUUACGAUCAAUUGUUAAAAGAUUAGGUUCUCCAGAUCCACACAUUGUUAUGCAGGCAUUAAUUUUAUUGGAUGCGUGUGUCAGCAAUUGUGGGAAACCCUUUCAUUUAGAGAUAGCAUCAAGAGAGUUUGAAAAUGAUCUGAGGAAACUCAUUAAUCACUCUCAGCCAAAGAUUGCAGACAGAACUAAAGGGUUUUUGAAGAAAUGGGCUGAAGGAGAUUUCAAAACUGAUCCUCAGCUUAAUUUAAUUCCAAGUUUAUACAAUAAACUUAAAAACGAAGGUUAUGAUUUCUCUUGUGUCUCGGAUAUGCCUAAACGUACAAGCAUAUUAAGUAAAGAUCCAAAUGUAGUAACGAAUUCACAAGAAGAAGAAGAUAUUGCAAAAGCCAUAGAACUUUCGCUUAAAGAAACUAAAGCUCAAAAUCAAGUGUCUUGUUCGCAUAGUUCACCAGCAUCUAAAAAGAAUACUAGUUUAUACCCAAAUGUAAACGCGGCGUUUGGUGGUUCAAGCAAUUCUGAAGGCAGGAAGGUCCGUGCUCUGUAUGAUUUCGAGGCAGCAGAAGAUAAUGAAUUAACAUUUUUAGCAGGAGAAAUAAUUAACAUUUUGGAUGAUUCCGAUCCGAAUUGGUGGAAAGGCAGUAAUAAUAGAGGUGAAGGACUCUUUCCCUCUAAUUUCGUUACUGCAGACUUGUCUAUGGAGCCUGAACAGUUUACAAAAUUGGAACACAGUAACAAAAAAAUGGUUCAGUUCGCUGAAGAAGUAGAAGUGAAAACGGUGAAGAGAGAACCGGAAGUGAUCGAAGUUGAAAUAGAUGAAAGGAAAAUGGAUAGACUUUUACAUUUAUUACAUGAAGCUGAUCCACAGUGUGAUACUUCAGAUUCACAGGAGAUGCUUGAAUUGGAAGAACAAGUAACUGCGAUGGGACCUUUAAUAGACGCCGCUUUAGAAAAAGUAGAUAGGAGGCAUGCGCAACUAACUCAGUUAAGUUCUGAUUUGGUGGAUGCUCUUAAUUUGUAUCAUACAUUGAUGCGAGAACCACCGCCUCCUACGCCGUCUAAUUACACUUUACCUAAAAUGUCACCGCAUAUAAAUCCUUACCAGUUUCAAAAUCAGGGACCACCACCACCACCACAACAUAUAUAUAAUGGAGUACCUCCGCCCCAUCAAUCUUUUCCUGUUGGAGGUGGUCCAUCCGGACCGUAUAACACUAAUAUUCCAACUAGUGAAUAUAUGGGGCCUGCGAGUAUGCCAAACAUGAUGUUAUCGCAACAUUAUCAUGUUCCACCGACAGGUCCGCAUCAACAUUCUUCAGGACAUCCUCAGGGUUUACCAGUGCCAGAGCAAAGCAAUCUUCAUUACUCUCAUCAAGGAUAUCCACCUCAAAGUGGUCCAUUGCCAGGAUCGUAUGGUCCAUCAGGACCGACAGGACCUCCGGUAAGCCAACAACCUCAAUAUGCUCCGCCAAAUGGGCAGCGCAUGAUGUAAAGUAAUGCUGUAUGUUUCAAAUUCAUCCUGUACUCUAAUUCAAGUUGUACAAUAUUACUAUAUUAUAAUUAUUUAAAUAAACAUACCCGAAAUAGCCAAAGAUACUGGGUUUUUGAUGGAAGUUUUGUAUUCAAAACUUAUCGUGUAAGCUUAUUAUUUAUGCAUAUACACAUGAAAAUGUAUUAGGAGAGAACAGUUUAUCUUGUUAAAGUUAGAAAGAUCGUUGUUAUAUCUGUUUUCUUAAAGUAUCUUUGUUAGGCUUGUCAUUCAAAUUCAAUUAGCACAUUCCUUUCAUCCGAUUAGCGUUCAAUUAUUCGAUUUUGUAUAAGUAGUAACCUUGAAUACUAUUAUAUUUUCAAAGUCAAAAGAAAAAAUGAAGAAAGUAAAAAAGGAUUAUUGGCUACAGAUGUGCAGGUGCCCAUCUGCGCAUCCUUAUUAUUGGUUCACAGAUAAUAUGUAUCUUUCAAUUGAUGUCAAACUUGAAUUGUAUAACAGGCUUUUCUUUAUUUAUAAUGUAUUUUGUAAAGUUCGUUGUACAUUUGUAAUGAAAGUUGCAUUGUCAUUUCUCGUGUAAUUACAAUCGUACACAAAAUAUACCCUAUAAAUGGUAAAGAAUUGUAUUUAAAGCAGUACCAUAUUUUAUAGUUUUUUACUGUCAUUCAGAAAAUUCUUUUCUUUUUAAAGAAGAUGGUACAUAGUUACAUAGUUUUAAAAAAAGCUGCUCGAAUUAAAUAAUUGUUGAAAUAAAUUUAUAAUCUAUUAUCAUGACAAAACGUCUCAGCGUAGUCUAGUCUGUCUACUAUGUAUAAUAAAAUUGUUUCCUAUUAUUUAUGGAGCGAUACACGGGGAGCUUUUUAUAAACUAUUAACGUAUAAUACUCGCAUACCUUAUAUUAAUUCGUAUUAUCUUAAAACAGAGAAGGGAGAACAAACAAGUGUCUUUUUUUAAAUUUAAAGAUAACAUUUGAUAUUAUAAUUUCUUUAACAGACCUUUAUUUUUAAAUGAUUUAUAUGUAGAACUCAUAUUUUAUAGUUAACAAGUGAUAUUAUUUGUAUUAACAAAAGAAUUUUAAAGAGCAUGAAAUAAGAAAAUUAUAAGAGAUGUUAAAAAAAUAGCAGAAUUCAAAUAUAUUAACAAAAUAUAUUUGAAAUAAAUUAUUUCCUAAUAGCAAUUGGAAAAUAACAUUUACUCAACAAAAUAUUCGAAAUUCAGAAAUGUUUUAAAAAAUAUUAAAUUUUGUAAAGAUGCAAACAAACUGAGGAAGUAAUAAGAAAGGAAUACUAUUCUUUUGUAACAAUUAUGUAUUUUACUUUAAAUGCGUUUCUAUUAAAAAGAGUAAGAAGGAAGAGAUAAAGAUGUAGAAAGUGAAAGAAGAAUGAGCCCUAUGGGAAGAUAAAUGUAAUUUGCAUUGUAUAUAACAAUUGUCAUUAAACAAAUUAUUUAAAUAA
This is a messenger RNA of Osmia lignaria (orchard mason bee), 3172 nucleotides long. RefSeq names its product signal transducing adaptor molecule (gene Stam). NCBI's taxonomy places the organism in Eukaryota, Metazoa, Arthropoda, Insecta, Hymenoptera, Megachilidae. The record is from RefSeq and is a predicted model, not a curated record. Gene Ontology annotation, cellular component: ESCRT-0 complex. Gene Ontology annotation, biological process: protein transport to vacuole involved in ubiquitin-dependent protein catabolic process via the multivesicular body sorting pathway. Gene Ontology annotation, molecular function: phosphatidylinositol binding; ubiquitin binding.